GUGGUCCGAGACAUUCUGCUGAUUGGACAUAGACAGGCUUUUGCAUGGGUUGAUGAGUGGUAUGACAUGACAAUGGAUGAAGUCCGAGAAUUCGAACGAGCCACUCAGGAAGCCACCAACAAGAAAAUCGGCGUUUUCCCACCCGCAAUCUCUAUCUCGGGCAUUUCCCUGCUGCCUUCUUCGGUGCGCAGUGCCCCGUCCAGCGCUCCGUCCACCCCUCUGUCCACAGACGCCCCAGAAUUUCUGUCCGUUCCCAAAGAUCGGCCCCGGAAAAAGUCAGCUCCAGAAACUCUCACACUUCCAGACCCCGAGAAAAAAACCACCCUGAAUUUACCCGGCAUGCACUCUUCAGAUAAGCCAUGCAGGCCCAAAUCAGAGUAACUGCGUAUGAAUAGCCCAUGGGGUUCUAUGUUUUCAUUUGGGGUUGGCUGGUUGUUAGUUUUUUUUAAAAAAAAGAAUCUUCUGAUAGUGGAAAA
Castor canadensis (American beaver) is the source of this 476-nucleotide messenger RNA. The record is from RefSeq and is a predicted model, not a curated record. NCBI's taxonomy places the organism in Eukaryota, Metazoa, Chordata, Mammalia, Rodentia, Castoridae.